GUGACUUAUUAUACUAUAUAAACGCUAGACCAUUGAGUGAUGCAAAUCACAAAGCUUCUUUAAUAACACACAUACAGAUUCUUUCAACAGCUGCCACUACCUUUCGAAAUGGAAUUUGGUACCGGCAACGGCUACAGCAACGGGAACGGCUACACCAAUGGAAACGGCCACACCAACGGAAACGGCAAUUACAACGGCAAUGGCCACGUUAAUGGUAACGGAAAAGCUAACGGAGCCAAGGUGGUAAAGAUGAAACCAAUGGACAGUGAGUUGCUGAGAGAGCAAGGUCACAUAAUGGUUGAUUUUAUUGCUGAUUAUUACAAAAACCUUCAAGACUCGCCUCAAGAUUUCCCUGUUCUGUCCCAAGUUCAGCCUGGUUAUCUCCGUGACAUGUUGCCUGAUUCAGCACCUGAACGACCUGAAUCGUUAAAAGAACUUCUCGACGAUGUUUCGAAGAAGAUAAUGCCGGGGAUAACUCAUUGGCAAAGCCCGAGUUACUUUGCAUACUAUGCAUCAAGCACGAGUGUGGCUGGAUUCUUAGGAGAGAUGCUUAACGCCGGCCUGAGCGUCGUCGGUUUUACCUGGCUCACUUCUCCUGCCGCUACUGAGCUCGAAAUCAUCGUUCUUGAUUGGCUUGCUAAAUUGCUACAACUCCCCGACCAUUUUCUCUCCACAGGAAAAGGAAAUGGAGGAGGAGUAAUCCAAGGGACAGGAUGUGAAGCAGUGCUUGUGGUAGUAUUAGCUGCUAGAGACAGAAUUCUGAAGAAAGUUGGCAAAACAUUACUUCCUCAACUUGUUGUCUAUGGCUCUGACCAAACCCAUUCUAGUUUCCGAAAAGCUUGUCUGAUUGGUGGGAUACAUGAAGAAAACAUUAGGCUGCUCAAAACUGAUUCUUCCACAAACUAUGGAAUGCCUCCAGAAUCACUUGAGGAAGCUAUUUCUCAUGAUCUCGCUAAGGGUUUUAUCCCUUUCUUCAUUUGUGCCACUGUUGGCACAACGUCUUCAGCAGCGGUUGAUCCUUUGGUCCCAUUGGGGAACAUCGCAAAGAAAUAUGGGAUAUGGUUGCAUGUGGAUGCAGCUUAUGCAGGGAAUGCAUGUAUAUGUCCAGAAUAUCGAAAAUUUAUUGACGGGAUUGAAAACGCAGACUCCUUUAACAUGAAUGCUCAUAAAUGGUUAUUUGCUAAUCAAACUUGUUCACCUCUUUGGGUUAAGGUAUGUUGGUUUUAUCUCAUUCUUAAUUUAUUGUUCAAUUAGUCAAUUUAAAUUCAUUAAUAGUAUUUUUUUGUAUUGUGUUGUAUAUAUUGGAAUCAAUCAGGAUCGAUACUCUCUCAUUGAUGCUCUCAAAACAAAUCCCGAGUAUCUAGAAUUCAAGGUCAAGGUCUCUCAUGUUCAUCAUUUUGUUACAAACAUAAAAGAACCAUCUAUCUAUAUUGAAGAUCUAAAGAAGCGUUAUCAUAUACAUGUAGAAUAUAUAACUAAAAUGACAAUAAGAAACUAACAAGUUUUACUAAGAUCUCAAUGGAUAUAUCAUUCAUGAAAAUAUUGAAAUCGUUAGCAAUGUAUAUUUUAAGACGGUGAAAUAUGUUGAAUGAGAUGAUCUUAUAUUUGAUUCAAUGGAAAUGUCAGGUUUCCAAAAAAGAUACGGUCGUAAAUUAUAAAGAUUGGCAAAUUUCUCUCUCUCGGAGAUUCAGGUUCUUUAUAAGUCCAUUUGAUGUUGUAUUUGCUGGUCCUAUUAGUCUAACAAACUUAUAUGUACACGCAUUUGAUUUAUACAGAUCACUGAAGUUAUGGAUGGUUUUACGGCUCUAUGGUUCCGAGAACUUAAGAAACUUUAUAAGAGACCAUGUCAAUCUCGCUAAGCAUUUUGAAGAUUAUGUAGCUCAAGAUCCAAGUUUUGAGGUUGUCACUACUCGGUACUUUUCACUCGUUUGCUUUCGCCUUGCGCCAGUUGACGGCGAUGAAGACCAAUGUAACGAACGUAACCGUGAACUGCUUGCGGCUGUUAACUCCACUGGCAAGAUAUUCAUCUCUCACACGGCUCUAUCUGGAAAAUUCGUUUUACGAUUUGCUGUUGGUGCACCGUUAACGGAAGAGAAGCAUGUCACUGAAGCAUGGCAGAUUAUACAGAAACAUGCCUCCAAAUUUACACGCAACGACCAUUAUUAAUAAUAUUUCAAAAGAAACCCACUAUCUUUUUUAUUUCGAUCAAUAAAGUCCUUUAUUUUCAACGAUUUCCACUGGAGGGGGACAUUGUUAUGCUAUUAGGAAUAAACUUAUCAAAUCCUCUUUUAUUGUAACUUCCUCAAAGUUGAAAGUAGUAAAAUUUGUUUUUACUAUUCAUGUGUCCACAAUCAUUCGAUUUUACUGUAUCUUUUUUUUUUGUAAACAUAUAUAUUGAGAGGACCGAAGUUAUUGGGAUUGGGUAUGUGAGAUUAGUUUAUUAGAUUUGGGCCUGGCCUUACUAUUAAAAUAAUUGACAUAUUU
Molecule: messenger RNA, 2484 nt
Organism: Arabidopsis thaliana (thale cress)
Lineage: Eukaryota; Viridiplantae; Streptophyta; Magnoliopsida; Brassicales; Brassicaceae
Gene: TYRDC
Product: L-tyrosine decarboxylase
Exons: 10
Coding region: 109-1254 (381 amino acids)
Biological process (GO): response to wounding; amino acid metabolic process
Cellular component (GO): cytoplasm
Molecular function (GO): carboxy-lyase activity; carbon-carbon lyase activity; pyridoxal phosphate binding
Source: RefSeq, marked reviewed